AUGGAGGACAUUACUGCAGUGUUGAACAAGAAAGCUGCACUAGAUGUAUCAGCACAACAAAGCGUUUCUGUGACUAAGGUAUUAGAUCCAGAAAUUGAUUUGGGUACACUUCUAAGUUUCGAUUCAAAUGAUUUUGACACUCAACAACUCAGAUCAGAUCAAGAAAAAUACUUAACAAAUGAAACUAGGAAUAAUGUGCAGUUAUUGAUAAACAAAUUAUUUGAAUUGCCUAUGAAAAAUGAAGAUGGUUACAUGUAUGUAGAUUUACCAGAACCUAGAUAUAAUUUACCCCGUGAAAAACCAUUACCAACGGCUAAACCACUUACCAAAUGGCAGAAAUUUGCCAUUGAAAAGGGAAUCAAGAAAACAUCUAAACCAAAAGCAACUUGGGAUGAAAUUUUACAGAAAUGGAUACCAACUUAUGGUUACAAAAAAGCUGCUGCAGACAAAGAAAAAGAUUGGAUAUUGGAAGUGCCUGGUAAUGCUGCUGAUCCAAAUAUUGAUUUAUUUGCUCAAAAACGAGAAGCAAAGAAAGAGCGUGUUGCUAAAAAUGAGUAUCAAAGAUUACGAAAUAUAGCUGCUUCACGUAAGAUAAAAGUUCCUGCUGUUGGAUUACCUCCUUUAGAAGGAACAUUACAUUCAAAUCAGUUGAAAACGGCUGUUGAUGUAGCUAAGAUAUCUACUGCAUCCGUUGGUAAAUUCCAGCCAAAAAUAAGCAAAGAGGUGGUAUCUACUAAAAAAAAUAUACCAGGAUUAAAGAAAGAUAAAAUCCCAGCUAAGAGCAUGAAAGAUGAAAAAUCAAGCAGUCUUCAAAUAUUAGAAUCAAUUAAUAACAAAAAACCAAAAUUCAAUUUAGAAAAAGCUGCUAAUAAAGCUAUUCACGCAGAGGAAGUCGAGAGACAUAGAGAGAAAAAAGAAGGAAGUGAUAAAAAGAAAGGAGGACGUUCACGCAGCAAAGGAUCAUUUAAAAGACCUACUGCCAAUACUGGCAAGCGUUUGGGAAAACAAAAAGGUGGUCGUAAACGUAGAUAA
Messenger RNA from Macrosiphum euphorbiae (potato aphid), 1032 nucleotides. NCBI's taxonomy places the organism in Eukaryota, Metazoa, Arthropoda, Insecta, Hemiptera, Aphididae. The record is from the annotation of a GenBank genome assembly.